UCAUCGAGGUCGGUCGUAAGGCCGGUCGCAUCGUAAGACAGAUAUUUAAGAUUUUUUCUGCGACUACGGCCGAACCGUUUUAUGAACACGGUCGUACAUCUUCGGUCGCAGCUAAGACUGUUUUCCGUCGUACGACCUAAAAAACAGUGAUGCAGUCUGAAAUGUAAACAUCCGGGUCACGUGACUUAUGUCAAAAAUCGUCUGUAUCUAAUGACAAGAUGUCCGCUACAAAAGUAAAAACAAGCAGAAAGAGUAAUUGGCAAGUAAACGAAGUCAGCGUCCUUGUCAACGGAUGCACAGACAAUGUGUCUACCAUUUAUGGUAGGCACGGAGACACAAGUGAAAAGGAAAAGGGGCAGUUCUGGAGGGAUAUUUGUGAAAGAAUUAACAGUAUUGGAGGGUUAGACAGGUUGGUAGAGGAGGUGAUGAAAAAAUGGAAGGAUUUGAAGAGUCAGACAAAGAAGAAGGAGCAGAUCAGGAGGAAGGAAAUGGGGAAGACAGGUGGAGGUGGGGCAGUGAAUUCAUUGAGAGAUUGGGAAGAGAAGAUAAUAUCAGUAAUACCUUCUGCCGUAAUAGAUGGACUCAAUGAUGGACAGGACAUUUUCAAAAAGAAUGCUGAAGGUUGUAGCAUUUGAACAGCUUUGAAUUUUUUUU
This is a messenger RNA of Mercenaria mercenaria, 654 nucleotides long. RefSeq names its product nuclear apoptosis-inducing factor 1-like. NCBI's taxonomy places the organism in Eukaryota, Metazoa, Mollusca, Bivalvia, Venerida, Veneridae. The transcript is spliced from 4 exons. Bases 219 to 635 code for a protein of 138 amino acids. Gene Ontology annotation, cellular component: nucleus. The record is from RefSeq and is a predicted model, not a curated record.